Cladophialophora carrionii CBS 160.54 is the source of this 2637-nucleotide messenger RNA. RefSeq lists its product as uncharacterized. Bases 1 to 2637 code for a protein of 878 amino acids. Gene Ontology annotation, cellular component: cytoplasm. The transcript has 2 exons. The record is from RefSeq and is a predicted model, not a curated record. Lineage: Eukaryota; Fungi; Ascomycota; Eurotiomycetes; Chaetothyriales; Herpotrichiellaceae.
AUGGUCAAGGCGGAUAUCAAACGGGACUACUAUGCGGACCUGGAACUGCCCUCCACCGCGGACACGGAAGAGAUCAAGAGACAGUUCCGACUUCUGGCGAAGCAAUAUCAUCCCGAUCGCAAUCCCGGUCAUGAAGUCGAAGUCGUUCCCAAGUUCCAGGCCGUCCAAGCCGCGCAUGAAAUCCUCAUCGACCCGGUAGAGAAAGCCAAAUAUGAUGCUGGUCGGGCAAGGCUCGCUGCCAAAACUGCGGCAGCUGCAAACACGAAUUAUACCUCUGACCCCUACAGCUACACAAGGCCUACCAAUCCCAAACCUGCUCCUACCGCAAAACAUUCUCCCUUUCCACCACCGCCGAAAUCGACAGCACAGCGCCCGCCCCAGCCGCCGAAUCAGCGACCGCCGGCCUCAGCUGGAGCCGACAAAUUCAAUGCAUUCACCCGUGGUGCGCCGUCAUGGGAUCGGGCAAAGUACGACGAAGCGAGAGCAGAGGCUGCUGCAAGGAUGUUUCCCAAUUUGAGACCUACGUCGUCCGCACAACCGAUGCCACCACCACCCAGAUCGACACCCCGAGCUCCCACCGCGCCCAAAUCUUCCUCCACGUCAGACAUGCCGCAUGUUCCAAACGUCCCCCCGACAAGUUUCCCGGGCAUGUCGAGGACGGCGAGUUCAAGAGGCAGCUAUCAAGCCGGCGACACACAGCAAGGUCCUCGGUCGGCAUUUUCAUAUGUUUCCGGGACACGCGGGCCGCAACAGCCCAAUCCUCAUAUCAAUGUGCAAGAAGCCUACUCCAUGCGAUCACCACCAGUCUCCAGGGUCAGACCCUCGGUGAGCCCUCUGCGCCACACCAGAUCCUCAGACUAUGACAUGAGAUACGAUCUUGGAGCUCGUCCACCUUCAAGAUACAGUGGUAGUGGAGGGGAGAGGACAGAUCUUCAUGGGGAUGGCCUGCACCGCUCGUCAAGCGUUCGUAACUCGCCCGUCGAGGAUCGAGGCCCGUUCGGCAGGUCGACAGCUCGAUUUGAGAAUCUGCCUCGGCAUCGCAGCGCAAGUCCUGGUAUGAGAAAAGGUGGAGUUAAUGCCGAAUUUUCAGAGUCAUCAAGCAGUGAGGACGAGACGUUGCAUAUGGAUUCGCGGCCGAAGGCUCAACCUCGAACCACCCGGCCCCAGAUGCGUUCAAACCUUAGCUACGACACCUCAAACAACCCAGGUUUGACGGGUCAAUAUCCCAGUACUAACUACAACAGAAUCGUUGACGAGAGCCGCUAUCAGUAUCCUCCUCCCGAAGCGAGGGAGCCCAGUCGCAAGCCUUUCCCGGAUGUCGCUCCCUUGGAUCCCGAGAAGCCCGACACGUUGCAUGGCGAUGAAGGAGGACAGGAUAAGCCCGAGUAUGCCCCCCUUUUGAUGGAUCCCCACGCAUGGUCCCAGACUUUGAGUCGCGGUCACAGAGAGUCUUCUUUCAAUGGAUUUCCUCCGUGGGCAGUUCCCGCGAGCGUCUUCCCCAAGACGAAGCCUCCCCGGCCUCACGACCAGCAGAGUCACAUGCCCACGAACAGUGAUCGUUUUGUUCACAAGUGGAACAAUAGAGCUGACCAAUAUGUUAGUGAUGCAUCCGCCCAUCCGAGUGCGCAGUCAACCUUCGAUGCAGCCAAAUGGCAUGAUGAGCUGAAGUCAGACAAUAUCUUCCGGCCUGACGAGACGCAAAUGCGGAAAUCGCCGUCCAAAACCAGUCGGUCUACUGGCAAACCGGCCACGGGAAGGGGAAGAGCUCAAUCUCGAGCCACAGAAGAUCCCGUCCCUCCCACGGAACCUCCAAAUGGCGGCAAGCACACGGCAUUCCAACCUGGGAAGCUAGCAGAUGAUUUUGCUGCUCGAGCGACAGGCAAAUCAAGAAAUGCGCGCGUAUCCCCUGAUUCAGAUUCGUCGGUGGACUCUCGAGAUCGCUAUGUGGUGGUUGAGGAAGACGCAAUGGACGUUGAUACCCCACCAACAAACGGGCACCAUCCUCCCGUCGCCAACGGUGUUAGACCCGCUACGACUGAGUCACCACGUGAGCAAAAGCGACGAUCGUCGCAGGGAGGAGUUGAUCUGAAAGAUUUCACUCAACAAGCACCAUUUGCGUCAACAUCUGGGGGCCUUGGAGGCUUGAAGGACGACCUGGAAACCCAUCUCCCCUUCGAAUCUCGCGCGGCCAAGGAUGUGAACUUGGACCGGACCAUGUCCGCACGAAUACGAGCGCUGAACCUGCCGAAACCACCAAAACCUAUCGUGCCGCCCGCAGAUGACCGGCUCGAUAAGGCCAACUUCGACCAAUACGUGCAGCACAUGCAAAAUUAUAUGCGCGAGUGGAACCACUUCAACGCCAAGAUGAUCGAGCAUUUCCGCGCCCGGCAAGAUAAGGUCUGCGGCACAAUGAGCCAGAAUUGGAUCGUACAGGUUGGUGAUGGACCCGACGCAGAGUCGCUGGAGCAGGAUGAGAAGGGGGAUAAACAGGCGGGGUACGCGGCGUACAUGCAGUGGUUGAAGGACGAUGCACAGUGUCGGGAUUGGUGGGAGGAGGCGAAUGAGAAGCAUAUGAGGUGCUUGGAGGAUUUGGGGCGGGCGAGGGAGGCGGCGAAGAAAAGGCUGAGGCUCGCAUGA